AUGCAGGUUCCUGCUAUUCAGCAAAAGAGAACUGUAGCAUUUCUAAACCAGUUUGUGGUUCAUACAGUGCAGUUUCUUAACCGCUUUUCUACUGUUUGUGAAGAGAAAUUGUCAGCACUUUCUCUCCGUAUCCAACAAAUUGAAACCACGCUCAAUAUUUUGGAUGCAAAGUUAUCCUCAAUUCCUGGCCUAGAAGAUGUCAAAUUUGAAGUGUCCAGUGCAAAUAUGAAUAGUGUUACAAAUGGUCCUGUGGCACAAGCUACUGCGGAUCAACAGACAGCUGUAUCACCUCAAUCUGGACAGAACAGUAUAUGUGAAGAAGGGUUACAGAAAAUGGAGGUAGUAACAGAAAACAUUAGAACUGUGGCCAAGGAUCCAAGAUAUGCCAGAUAUCUCAAAAUGGUACAAGUGGGUGUUCCUGUAAUGGCAAUACGAAACAAAAUGAUUUUUGAAGGACUAAAUCCAGAUCUUCUCGAGACCCCAGAUGCCCCUGUGCCUGCCUGGGGAGAUGACGGGAAAGCAGAAGACAGUUCUGAUAGUGAAUCUUCAUUUAGUGACUAAAGAGACUGAUUUUGGCCUUUGGAAACCUCUGUUAAGUGCUAAUGUGUUUGGAGCUUUAGCAGACAAUGGUUUUGGGUGACAUGUUUUAUCUGACAGCAUUUUGAAGAACUAAGAUCCUCCAUGUUCUCUCCCAGAAAGUUUGAAGGCAGUGUGUUUCAGACUGAAACUUCCCACCGUGAAAAUUAAUCAGGAGAUCCUUGCAAUUUUUAUGCUGCAUCGUUUCAGCUUCCUCUCUGAUUCUUCUGAAAUUACUUUGUAAAACUCUAAAAAUUCUACACUCUAAACCUCCAGGUCUCUUAAGACUGCAUUCUGGUCGUUAUUGGUUUUUCUGUGUAACACAUUUAACCUAAGUUGCCUUCUUUUUACCCCAUAACUUAUAGGUAAAGUGACUUUUCAAAAUGAAAUUGUUCCAUUGAUGAACUGUAUUUUUUUUCUAAUAUACUAUAUUAUGAGGUGAUGCAACAAGAAUUACAUAGAAGUCAGCUAUCUUACAGUGAUUGCAAAUCAGUGAUACUCUGUUUUGAGAGAAACUACAAGUGAAAAAUAUAUUAAAAAACAAGAAUCUUUUUUCAAAGUAUAUACUGCUGUCACUUUAGAAUCUCUGCAAAGCUGUUAAAUUCCUGCUCUGUAGAAGAGUUGAUGUAUCAAAUUCAAGCUAUGGUGGUGUAGAAAUCUACAAACCUUGCAAGAUUGGUUUGAAAAUAGCACUGUGAAAGAAGCAAGUGACUAGGAGAUUAUUAAUGGAACAGCAGAUUCUCACUAUCACAUGGGUCAGUAGAAACCACUUUCUGACUGCUGUGGAGCUUAUUCAAAAGGAGCUCUGGCUGAGCAGUUUGCAUAGGAUAAGAAAUCACCUCUAAGUUGGUGCCUUUGCUGUUAAUUUCAGUGAAGAAGCCAAAAUUUAGUUUGUAUAAUGAUAAAACUACCUUGCUACCUUUUGAGGUAUGCAUUGGGGAACAAUAUAAAGAAAUCCACUUGGAGCCUAACUGGCCCUGAAGACUUUUCUCCAAAUUACUCAGUUUACUCCAUGAGUCAAAAAUGACAUUUCUUUAAAGAAUCUUCUUUAAUAUAAUUUGUUCCACAUGACCUUCUUCACAAUCUAUUUGUAUUCCCUAGAUUAUUGUGAUUAUACCAGAAUGUUGUGGGCCAGGCAAUCAUUCACUUUCUGGUAUUUCACAUUCUUCCUGAGACCAAGAAAAGACUAAAACUGAAGCUCAUAAGUGUAUACAUUUGUUAGCUUUUAUGACCAAGUCACUAUCUUCUCUCUUAGUCAUUUAUGCCACUUCAGUAGGUUAGCUGCUUUUUUUUCUAUAACUUAAGCAUGGCUCCCGUUUGAGUCUAGCAGACAUAUUUAAGCUCUUCAUAACCUGUAAAUCAGAGUCAUGCCUGAAUCCCUACAAAAGAAUAUAUGUACUAGAGAAUGACUAGAGAUGGCAUUUCGAUGAUGAUUUAAUUAUUAUUGAACACUUAAA
Messenger RNA from Athene cunicularia (burrowing owl), 2033 nucleotides. It is a transcript of the gene WASHC3, whose product is annotated as WASH complex subunit 3. Gene Ontology annotation, biological process: exocytosis; actin filament polymerization. NCBI's taxonomy places the organism in Eukaryota, Metazoa, Chordata, Aves, Strigiformes, Strigidae. Gene Ontology annotation, cellular component: WASH complex. The transcript is spliced from 6 exons. The record is from RefSeq and is a predicted model, not a curated record. The coding region runs from base 1 to 561 and encodes 186 amino acids.